UUAAUUUAUUAAAAUAAAAAAUCUCAAAUUUGGGGUUUUUAGUUUAAUUUUUUAUUACAUUGAUUUAUGGGUUCUUCCUUCUUAUUUAAUCCUCAUUUGUUCUGUUCUUGCAUUAUAUUCUUGUAAUUAUCUUUUUUUGUUUUAGAAAUUUUUUAUAUUUUGCUUGUUAUUGAUUUAUAUUUAAAUUGAAAAGGGGGAUUUUGGUUGUGAAUAAGAUUACAAAUCCCUUAAAUUGUUCUUAAUUCAAGGGUAUUUAGAUUUGAUAAAUUAAUUAUAGUUUAAUCACCCUUGGUAUAUUUUGCAUAAAUAUACAACAGUUUAUGGGGUUUGGAGAUUCUGGGCCAGAGCAAUUUAUCAAAUUUUUGAUGGUCUUCAGAUGGCUUUGAAUUCACAAGAUAGAAAAAGCAAGAAGCAGACACCUUGACUAAUUCUGGAACUGAAAUGCCAGCAGUUCAAAAUGCCAAGACCUUAAAGACUUUUGUAGCUACAUGGAAUGUUGGAGGGAAGCCUCCAGAGAAUAGCCUUGUUCUUGACGAUUUUCUUCAGCUUAGUGCUCCUUCAGAUAUCUACGUCCUGGGAUUUCAGGAAAUUGUCCCACUAAAUGCUGGAAAUGUGCUUGUUUUAGAAGACAGUGAGCCAGCCGCAAGGUGGCUGGCUCUUAUUAAUCAGUCUCUCAAUGGAAGUAAUAACCACUUCCAAGCUCUGAGAAAAGCAACCUCUUUGAUAGAAGCAAAGACUAUGUAUGGAACCAAAAAUAAUAAACUAACAAGCACGGCGAGUGGCUCACUGUUCUUUCCCAAGUACUCCCUCAAAGCUAUGAGCAAGCAAUUCAGGACAGAAAGCAAAAAGAAGCUCAAGUCAUGCAACUGUGUCUCAGAUCUAGAGAGAAGAUACACCAGGGAUUCUUGUUUUCGCUGCCAACAAAGUAACUUAAGUGAUGAUUCAUCAGAGGAAGACGAUGGACCAAAUGGAGUUGUUUUUUCAGAAAUCAUUAAUUCUUCUGGAAGUAACCAGAAAUACAGCUUAAUUGUAAGUAAGCAGAUGGUUGGGAUUUUUCUCACAAUAUGGGUAAGGAGGGAGCUUGUUCCACAUAUUAGUCACUUGAAAACUUCUUGUAUUAGUCGUGGUAUCAUGGGCCUGGGAAACAAGGGUUGCAUCUCUGUGAGCAUGCUUUUGCAUCGAACGAGCUUUUGUUUCAUAUGCAGCCAUCUGGCAUCUGGAGAGAAAGAAGGAGAUGAGCUUAGAAGGAAUUUGGAUGUUAUAGAGAUACUUAAAAGUACUUAUUUCCCAAGAAGAUGCAAAGUUUUGAACAGCCAAAUUCCAGAAAGAAUAUUAGAGCAUGACCGUAUCAUAUGGUUUGGGGACUUGAAUUACAGGAUUGCUUUAAGUCAUACGGAAACCCUGAAGCUGCUGAAGAAAAGGGAAUGGGAGGCGCUGCUCAGCAAGGAUCAGCUGAAAAUUGAGAGGGAGGCUGGGCGAGUAUUCAAAGGAUGGAGAGAAGGGCUUAUAAAAUUUGCACCUACUUACAAGUACUCUUUUAACUCAGACAUAUAUCUUGGAGAAACCAACAUCUCACCAAGCAAAAGAAGAACUCCUGCUUGGUGUGACAGAAUUUUAUGGAAAGGGGAUGGUAUGCAGCAGUUACAUUACGAACGUAAGGACUCUAAUAAGUAUCAGUUUUCUGAUCACCGGCCUGUUUGUUCAUCAUUUUCUGUGGACGUUUCUGUAAGGGAAUCAAAUUCAAACUUCCUUAAAAUUGAAGUUGAAGAACUUUUACCAAAAUAACAAUCAGUUGCUGAAAGGUACUAACAUAGAUCGUAAUUGUCGAAGACUGAAGAAACACCCAAAUUUUUCAUUGCUGACUUGCAGUAGAAUGAUAAGUUGUAGGCAAUUCUUUUUAGCUAGCCCUUCCAUCUAGCAGUCUAGCUUACCAAUUUUUUGUACAGUAUUUUUCUUUCUCUUGUAAUCUUUCUUUUCAUCUUAGUCCUUGGUAAAUGUAUCAAUAGCCUUUUUUUCCCCCUUUGAUUUGCACAGGUAAAGGAAAUGGAAGCAAGGAAUUUAUUUUUUCUUUCAUUGGAAUGAAUUUGUACAUAAUUUUGCUGUUAUUGGUAGUAAUAUAGGUUGUGAUUGAUUGAAUUUACCAUAUAUAUCACGAUAAUUUUUGGUCCUUGUAUA
Chenopodium quinoa (quinoa) is the source of this 2175-nucleotide messenger RNA. RefSeq names its product type I inositol polyphosphate 5-phosphatase 10. Gene Ontology annotation, biological process: phosphatidylinositol dephosphorylation. NCBI's taxonomy places the organism in Eukaryota, Viridiplantae, Streptophyta, Magnoliopsida, Caryophyllales, Amaranthaceae. The record is from RefSeq and is a predicted model, not a curated record. The transcript is spliced from 9 exons. Gene Ontology annotation, molecular function: phosphatidylinositol-3,4,5-trisphosphate 5-phosphatase activity; inositol-polyphosphate 5-phosphatase activity; phosphatidylinositol-4,5-bisphosphate 5-phosphatase activity. The coding region runs from base 442 to 1785 and encodes 447 amino acids.